AACCAAAGCGCUGUCUCCCGACCGGCCAAUCAACACACAAUGACAUUCAUUCAACAAUAGUCGAGCGGUUCUCACACCUGAAUGAGACAGGUGUUUGUUGUUAUUACACGUCGCGAUUUUUUCACUAAUUACAGAUUGUAAAUUAACGUCGUGCUCAACACUUUUCCCAAACAACAUUGUGUGACAACAAAUAACUUUCGUGUUCAACUUUGUAUGUUAAGUGUGACAAAACCGUAAAACUUUCUCGAGUUAUCAAUUUCGCGCUGUUAAAUGUGAACGAAUUGUUGAAAAUGAGUUGAAUAAACUUUAUAGUGCAGUGACUGGAGCAGUAUUUUAGGAUAUUAAAUUAGGAAGAUUCUAAAAUGACUACAGAUAGAUUCCACAAAGCCGCCAAGGAUGGUCUCCUCGACGUGCUGCGGGAGGCGACGAGGAAGGAAUGCAACAAUAAAGAUGAGUCCGGGAUGACUCCGACACUCUGGGCAGCAUUUGAGGGACACAUUGAGGCGUUACGGCUGCUAUGCGGCAGGGGGGGAGAGCCAGACAAAGCAGAUUACUUCGGCAACACAGCCCUUCACUUAGCAGCAGCACGAGGGCACAAGGAAUGCGUGACCUUCCUCGUGAACUUUGGGGCCAACCCUUUCGCGAUGGACGUCGACGGCCACACCUCGCAGGAGUUAGCAGCCAUCAACAGCCGGGACGACAUCCUCCGGUAUUUGGAUCAAACUACAGCCAAAUUGGAAAAUAAUGACAAAAAAAAAGCCAAAGCCCUCAAGGAAAAAGCUAGGAAAGACUACGAGAAGUACCACAAACAGUAUCAGAAGCGGCAGAGUAAAGCCGAGCUGAUGGCUGAGAAGGAACUGAAGAAGUUGGCCAAGGAGUGGGAGCACGGGUACAACGACGACAUGGGCACGAUGCCUCACAGGCCAAGCAACGUUCUGCUGGCGUUGAAACAGAAGAUGACCAGGUCUACCAGUCAAGGUAAUCUCCUGGCCGAAGAGGCGCCCCGACCAACUUACAGUGCGCUGGUCGGCACUGUGAACUCUGGCGUGAGAGGUCGAGGGGCUGUGUAUAAGAAGGCUCUAGCCAGCAAGUUGAAGAAUGGCACCGUGGGAAGAGCUGGAGUUAACGACGACUUCAAGGUGGGCGAGAUAGAGUCGACUGGUCGUCGAUCAGUGACGUCAUUAAGCGGAGUGCGUCGUGACUCUGAAGUGAUGUACGUCGGCACGCUGGGCGCAGGGCCGCAGCAGCGCGGCAACGUCGCCGAUAUGUUUGAGCCCGAGCCGCGCCCACCCAAGCCGCCGCUCACGAGCAGCGCGGCAACGUCGCCGACAUGUUCGAGCCCGAGCCGCGCCCACCCAAGCCGCCGCUCACGAGGUCAGUGCCCGCUGUGUUGCCAGCUCGAGCCGGUGACGUCACUCGACGUGAUGACGUGGCACGCUGGGCGCCGGGCCGCAGCAGCGCGGCAACGUCGCCGACAUGUUCGAGCCCCAGCCGCGCCCGCCCAAGCUGCCGCUCACCAGCAGCACGGCAACGUCGCCGACAUGUUCGAACCCGAGCCGCGCCCGCCCAUCACCAGGUCAGUGCCCGCUGUGUUGCCAGCUCGAGCCGGUGACGUCACUCGAGAUGAUGACGUGGCACGCUGGGCGCCGGGCCGCAGCAGCGCGUCAACGUCGCCGACAUGUUUGAGCCCGAGCCGCGCCCGCCCAAGCCGCCGCUCACCAGGUCAGUGCCCGCUGUUGCCAGCUCGAGCCGGUGACGUCACUCGGAGUGAUGACGUGGCACGCUGGGCGCCGGGCCGCAGCAGCGUGGCAACGUCGCCGACAUGUUUGAGCCCGAGCCGCGCCCACCCAAGCCGCCGCUCACUAGGUCAGUGCCCGCUGUGUUGCCAGCUCGAGCCGGUGACGUCACUCGAGGUGAUGAUGUGGCAUGCUGGCCGCCGGGCCGCAGCAGCGCGGCAACGUCGCCGACAUGUUCGAGCCCGAGCCGCGCCCGCCCAAGCCGCCGCUCACGAGCAGCGCGGCAACGUCGCCGACAUGUUCGAGCCCGAGCCGCGCCCGCCUAAGCCGCCGCUCACCAGACGUGGCACGCUGGGCGCCGGGCCGCAGCAGCGCGGCAACGUCACCGACAUGUUUGAGCCCGAGCCGCGCCCGCCCAAGCCGCCGCUCACGAGGUCAGCAAGUCAGCCGGACUUCACAGCGCCAUCUGGCGAAGACAGCGGCAUCGGUCAGGAAGUGCUGCUACAGGAACCAGCCAGCAUCUUCGACAGGCCCGGCUUUGGCAGUGUGGCGUUUAGGCGUUCAAUAACGGCGACUCUAAGCGCUCUACCGGCGACGACGGUGGCGGGCGGCGAGGAUCUGUCCAUAGGGUCGGCGGGGUCGCUGGCGGCGCGCCACGCCUAUGCGCCUGCUGAGUGGAACUCCGCUCACUCAGAAAGUUCAACCAUAACAUCGGACGAAGAAGGCGAAACGGAAGAAUCUGCUUACGCAUCCUUAGAACGCUUCCUCACCGCUUGGGGCCUUUCCCAGUACGUUCAGAAGUUCAAAGACGAACAGAUCGACUUGGAUGCCCUUAUGCUGCUAACUGAGAGCGACAUGAAGACCCUAGGCCUCCCGUUAGGGCCAUACAGGAAGCUGGUCACAGCAGUUCAAGAGAGAAAGCAGGCGUUGUCCCACCCAGGCCCGAUCAUCGACACCCCCAUAUAAGGCAAUCUUUUACCAUUAUUUUUGUAGUUAGUGUACUUUUGUGUGAAGGCCAUGUGUUAAAAAACUAUGAUAUCACAACCUUAAAUUAUGACGGCAGACUCAGAGGUAAGGCAAUCCUUGCGUACCCAGGCACAUAAUAAGGCAUAAUUUUACCAUAUUUUUACUGCCGACCUAGUUUUUUUAAUAAAAGGACUUUUAGGGUUCAAGCAAAAGUUAUUAUAGACAUAGAUUUGUCCGACAAUGCCUAUUUAAAGACAACUUUUUACCAAUAUUUGUGUAGUUGUGUGUUGUUUGAAUAAUUUUGAAGGGUCAGUCGUAGUAUUUGUGUGUUGUAUAUUUAUUAUGUCCCUUGGCCUAUUAUAAUAGUAGGUACAGUAGACCACAAUUUCCUUUGAUAGGUACUGUCUACUAUAUUUUUAUGCAACACAAACUAAGUGAAAGGGAAUGUAGACAACAGUAUUAUGUAUACAAUACCUUUAACUAAAUUAAAUUAAAUGCUAUUUUCUACGUCUAAAAGUUUUCCAUAUUAUCAUCUGAUAUGCGAUAGUAACAGUGCCUUAAUAUCACAUCAAUUCUAGUGACCAUUUUAUAACCGUAUAGUUAUCAGACCAUUGCUCAUAAAAUGUGAUAAAUGUAUGAGAUACGACCAUUCCAUCCAUGUAAUACGUCCGAUAUCGCCAUAUUAAAUAUUUUUGUACAAAGUUUAUUAAUAAAUGUAAUUUUGUAUUAUUUUUCAA
Ostrinia nubilalis (European corn borer) is the source of this 3439-nucleotide messenger RNA. RefSeq names its product pre-mRNA splicing regulator USH1G (gene Sans). Bases 363 to 2702 code for a protein of 779 amino acids. Gene Ontology annotation, molecular function: protein binding. NCBI's taxonomy places the organism in Eukaryota, Metazoa, Arthropoda, Insecta, Lepidoptera, Crambidae. The record is from RefSeq and is a predicted model, not a curated record. The transcript has 13 exons.